Priceomyces carsonii is the source of this 1062-nucleotide messenger RNA. It is a transcript of the gene ATS1, whose product is annotated as Ats1p. The coding region runs from base 1 to 1062 and encodes 353 amino acids. The transcript has a single exon. Lineage: Eukaryota; Fungi; Ascomycota; Pichiomycetes; Serinales; Debaryomycetaceae. The record is from RefSeq and is a predicted model, not a curated record.
AUGGUAUACAGUAUAUAUUCAUGUGGUUCAAAUGGCAAUUAUCAGUUAGGUUUGGACGAUGAUGAAGAUCAUGACAUUUUGCAGACUGCUAAUUUUGUGACCAAUAAUGGUGUAUCGAAACAAGCUCCAGAUGAACCUGUUUUAAUUGCAUGUGGAGGUAAUCAUACAGUAAUUCUCUUUAAGAAUGGACACUUAUAUAGUUGUGGAGAUAACAGUCAAGGACAGUGUGGUCACCCGAGCAAACAGGCACAUAUUAAUAAAUUUACCAAGAUAUCUGGAGAGGGUUGGACACAUGUGUCAUGUGGAUGGGAGUUUACGGUCAUGGUCAACAAUUCAAGGGAGGUAUUCGUCAGUGGAUUGGGUUUAAAAGGAGAAUUAGGACUUGGAGAGUUCACGAGAAAGGCAGAAAUAACGAAGAUUGACUUUAGUUUUCCUGAAGAAAUACUCGAGCUCAAGUCAUCUGUGCAUCAUACAAUUGUGAGACUUCGAAAUAACGAUUUGUAUGGCUGGGGAAGUUGUCGCAAGGGCCAACUUGGUUCUCAGUUAGAUUCAAGAGGCGACCUUGGGCAUCGGGCCAAAUCCAUUAUGUGGAGUCCACAACCAUUACAUUUUGACUUCUCAUCUUACAAUGAGUUUGCCCUAGGUAGAGAAUCUACAGCUUUCUUGAAUCUGCAAGAAUUGAGAAUUUAUGGCAAAAAUCCCAAAACGAUAGAGAUAUCUGAUUGCUUUUCUCUUAGAGCAAUGUGGUCAUCGUACCAUAUUUUGAAGAGAUCUCAAAGCAUGAUCCACAUAGACUCGUUUGGUAAUAACAGCCACGGGCAGAAGUAUCCAGGGCAUGCCUCUGACAAAAUUACUCAAUUUGAAACUGGCAGUGAACAUGGUUUAAUACUUACGGAGGACAACAAAGUGUUGGUAUGGGGAUGGGGAGAACACGGCAACUGUGGUAAACAAAUUGAAGACCGCAUCGUUUUUGACCAUCUAAAUGUAAUAUAUAGUGGGCCAUCGCCAAUAAAAUUUAUUACAGGAGGUUGCGCCACUACAUGGAUAGUAAUAGAACUUUAA